AUGCCAUACUACAGAGCGUGGAUUUACUGCAUAAAUAUCUUCAUUAUAAUAGCUGAAGUUAGCCUCGUGAUCCUAACAACUCAGACAAUCACACAUCCUUUAUGGACAUUCGUACCAGUUUUCUCCACAGACCCUAAUGUUAUUAUUUAUCUUACCUUGAUGAUUCUACAGACUUUUACCUGUAUAUGUGGACUUUCGGGUAUUUUCUAUAACAAGCUAGUUUUACUAAGGGUUUAUUGGAUUCUGACAAUCCCUUUAGUGGUGCUAGAUUUGGGUAUGAUAUUUCCUUUUGUGGAGCAAAUAUCUUCGGUUAACAAGAACUUCAACCAACACCUACAGACUUCCAUAGCAGAACAGAUGGCUAAUAAUUCCGCAUGUCCAAUAUGGCAGUUUGUUCAAGACUCUUUGACUUGUUGCUCAGCAGAAGUUUUACAAACGUUCUGCUCAGGUCAAUUUGGUGUCUGCCGAGACGAGUCUCAAUGCCAAAUGGAGUUGAUAAAAUGGAUGCACGGCAGGCUGGAUGCUAUCUCUAUAGUAAUCUACUACAUUCUUCUGCCUCUUAAAUUUAUUGUCAUCAUUGUCCUACGUGAGGAUAUUCAACGACUUUUCUCGCGCAACGAAUUUUCUAAAUACGACUGGGACACAGAAGAUGAGGAAGAAUAUUAUGACAAAGAUUAUUCUCCUUACAUCAAACGAGCAGUUGUUGAGCAAGUAGCUUUAGCCGACCCUCUACACUUGACUUUCUAG
Auanema sp. JU1783 is the source of this 747-nucleotide messenger RNA. NCBI's taxonomy places the organism in Eukaryota, Metazoa, Nematoda, Chromadorea, Rhabditida, Rhabditidae. The record is from the annotation of a GenBank genome assembly.